Molecule: messenger RNA, 309 nt
Organism: Caenorhabditis auriculariae
Lineage: Eukaryota; Metazoa; Nematoda; Chromadorea; Rhabditida; Rhabditidae
Source: the annotation of a GenBank genome assembly
AUGGUUCCAUACCCCGUAGGCCAUCUGGCUCUUCAUUCACGGCUGAUUCAGCAAGUCAUCCUCAGAAAAUGCAAAUCGAUAGGCCUCGGACCUCCUGUACAUACGGCGGAGGUCAGUGGCUCGAGGAACACAAAAAAAGCGACGCGCAUAUAGGCCCUUGGGCGGGCGACGCUGCCUGACCCAGCGGUGCGACCUUCGCCGCCUCUUUUGCCAUCAGGGGUCGUCGGCAAAAGACACUGCGAGAGAGCCGGAGGGUGUCGCAGAAAAAACGAGCGCGAUGCCAAAGACUGUGCAGUAUGGGCACAGUGA